CUUUUAUAAGGAGCGUUUUCUUCUCUUCAAAUUGUAAGUGCUAUAGGAAAUCAUUUCUUCAGUCUCUCCCUAGUGUUUGCACUUGGUUCUCUCCCUUCUUCAUGGCCAAAUAAUUUACCUAGUGAAGUUCACUAUUUGACUAACAAUGGCUACACUCACUUUCUUCAUAAUCUUCACAUCUAUAUUUUUACCAAUUGCAUCUGAGCCUCUGUUGUCAACUUAUGUUGUCCAUGUUGAUACCAAAACAAGACCAUCUCAUUACUUAACUCAUGAUGAAUGGUACAAUUCAAUGAUUGAAUCAGUUCUUGAUAACAAAAUAGACUCAGAUUCUACUUCUCCAAGGAUGUUCUACUCAUAUGAUGUAGUCUUACAAGGCUUUGCAGCAAGAUUGACUGAUCAAGAAUCCAAAAAAUUAAGUGACUUCCCAGAAAUCAAUGGCAUUUUCAAAGACCAUUUUAGGAUUAAGCUUGAUACUACGCAUUCGUCCGAAUUUCUUGGACUAAACACAAAUUAUGGGCUGUGGCCAGAGUCUAAUUUUGGAGAUGAUGUUAUAAUUGGCCUUGUUGAUACUGGAAUUUGGCCUGAAAGUGAGAGCUUCAAGGAUGAUGGUCCUAUUCCAUCAAGGUGGAAAGGCAAAUGUGUCGAUGGAAUCGCGUUCAAUGCCACGAGGAGUUGUAACAGAAAACUUAUUGGUUCUAGGAAUUUCGUUAAAGGGAAUAAUAUCCAAUCGCCACGAGAUCAAGACGGGCAUGGAACCCAUACUGCUUCAACUGCAGCAGGGGCAGAGGUUGCUGGUGCCAAUGUAUUCGGUUUUGCAAAGGGGAAAGCACGAGGGAUUGCGAGCAAGGCUCGGAUUGCAAUGUAUAAAGCCUGUGGGAAGAUGUUUUGCGCAGAGUCUGAUGUUUUAGCAGCUAUUGAAUGUGCUAUAAAGGAUGGUGUAGACAUACUUUCACUUUCAUUGGGAUACGGGCGCGAUCCGUUUUAUGAAGAUCCAGUGGCAAUUGGAACAUUUGCUGCUGUUAAAAGGAACAUCUUUGUUGCAUGUUCAGCUGGAAAUAUUGGACCAUAUAACUUUUCAGUUCACAAUACAGCACCUUGGAUGACAACAGUUGGAGCUGGAUCACUCGAUCGCGAUUUCCCCGUUGAAAUCAAGUUAUCAAACAACAAGACUUUUGUUGGUUCUUCUCUUUAUCCAGGGAAAAUAAGUGGUAAAAAUUACCCUCUUGUUUAUAUUGGGAAUUGUUCAAGAAUGACUAUCGCUCGUUAUAAAGUUAAAGGAAGGAUUGUAGUUUGCAACACUAGUAAAUUUGAAGCUCCAACAAAUGGGAUUUUAAUUCAGAAAGCAGAUGGUGUUGGAUUGAUUCAAUUAAAUCUUGCCACUGAAGGACAGGGCCUGAGAGCAAUGGCUUACACAUUACCUUCUGCAACAUUGGGUUAUAAAGAAGGGAUAGAACUUGUUUCUUUCAUUAAAUCCAAUGCUUAUCCAACAGCAAGAUUCGUACGUCGAAAGGGUACUGUUGUUGGGAAAACAGAGAGAGCUCCAAGUGUUGUUAGCUUUUCUUCAAGAGGGCCAAAAGGUGUUGUUCCUGAAGUCCUCAAACCGGACUUAAUUGCUCCGGGUUUGAACAUUCUUGCAGCGUGGCCAGGUGACAUUUCCCCGACACGUCUCAAGAUGGAUCCAAGGAGAGUGAAGUUCAACAUACUCUCGGGUACGUCAAUGGCAUGCCCUCACCUCGCCGGGGUGGCUGCACUAGUCCGCUCCGUUCAUCCAGAAUGGUCCCCGGCUGCUAUAAAAUCAGCACUGAUGACAACAUCCAUAUCAUUUGACAAUGGACAACUUCCUAUAGUGAAACACGAAGACAUGGAGCUAGCAACUCCAAUCAGCAUUGGAGCUGGUCACGUGAACCCUGAAUCAGCUAUUGAUCCAGGGCUAAUAUACGAUGCUGAUACAUCAGACUACGUCAAAUUUCUAUGCAGCUUGAACUACACUGAAAAACAGAUGAAAUUUUUCUCAUAUGAGGCAAAUCCGUGCUCUGGUUCUUGUGGAAUUACUCCACUAGAUCUUAACUAUCCAUCGUUCUCCGUUAUGUUCAGGCCUGAUUCCUCUGUUCAUGUACUCAAGCGGACGUUAACACACGUCGCGGCGACUAAGCCAGAGGAGUAUAGAGUCAAGAUAGUUAAUCUGAAUUCCGAAAAGAUUAGUUUAAGUAUAGAGCCAAUGAAGCUGAUGUUCAAUGAAACUUUGAAGAAACAAAGCUAUAUGGUGAAAUUUGAGAGCCAUUAUGUUUUCAACACCAGCAGGAGGAUAGCUGAGCAAAUGGCAUUUGGCUCCGUAUCAUGGGAAAGUGAAAAGCACACUGUUAGGAGCCCCUUUGCUGUUAUGUGGGUUCAACAAAACUUCAAUAACAGUGGAUUCUUUAUAUAACUCAAUGUUACGUACUAUGUUUUAUGUGCUAUAUAUAUCAUUGUACCUCUAGCCUCCCUUGUGAUUUGGUAGUUCACUAAGGCAACAUCUUUAAGUUUCAUCAGUGUAGCCCUGUUGUAGACCCGACCAUUGUUAUGUCAAUUUGGUAGUUACCACCAAGAAGAUAUAUUUAUGUCUAUUAAAGGGUGUUGAGGUUUAUAAUCCACGAAAAAUGAGGUGACAAUUGUUGUGA
Molecule: messenger RNA, 2657 nt
Organism: Lycium barbarum (goji berry)
Lineage: Eukaryota; Viridiplantae; Streptophyta; Magnoliopsida; Solanales; Solanaceae
Product: subtilisin-like protease SBT1.7
Exons: 3
Coding region: 146-2425 (759 amino acids)
Biological process (GO): proteolysis
Molecular function (GO): serine-type endopeptidase activity
Source: RefSeq, a predicted model, not a curated record